UUCCCCUCAUCACCUUCAUGUCGACGGCGGCGGCGGCACCUGAGACCAUCUCCUCACUCGAAGACUACGACGAUGUGUUGUCUUGGGUCAACGAAGUGCUCGACAACGGUGAGGACGACUCCGCGCUCGGGCUGACCGAGCUCGAUCAGCGCGUCACCGGCCUCGUCGCGUCGCUCGACAUCGCCUGUGAAGACACGUCCUUCCAGCUCGAGCGCGUCAUUGACGAUGUGUCGCGCGGUGUACCGCGCCUGACCUACGACUUGCACUUCAUGCGCGAUGGCGCGGUCUCCUUGCAGAGCUCUCUCCUGCAAGUCCGGCAGCGAUCGAAGAAUGUGGUGGCGCCAGCUACGGGAGCCGCGCUGGAUCAGCUGAAGUCACUAGACACGAUCAAGCGCAAUAUGGAGGAAGCGCGGGAGGUGCUGCGUGAGGCGGAGAGCUGGAGCACGCUGGAGCUGGAGGUCACAUCCCUGCUCGCUGAGCAGAACUACGCGAAGGCUGCGGAGCGCCUGUCAGAGGCCAACAAGAGCAUGGUCGUCUUCCAGAAUACACCGGAGUACGAUCCUCGGCGUGCCCUCAUGGUCAACCUGCAGAAUCAGCUCGAGGCAUCCCUCAGCUCUGCGCUCGUCUCCGCGAUCAACGCGCAAGACCUGGCGACAUGCCGCCAGUACUUCUCCAUAUUUGCCCACAUUCAGCGCGAGUCAGAGUUCCGGAACUACUACAACGGCUCGAAGCGCACCCCCCUCACGAGCGUGUGGCAGGAGGCAAAGAUCUCGGACUGCGAAGAGGGCGCGCAGAACGAUGCGGCUGCUGUCCCCUUGGCCGCCUUCCUCCAGAAGUGGUACGGGACCUUCCUCACCGUCCUCAAGCAAGAGCGCACCACAAUACCCGCCAUCUUCCCCGACCCUGCCCCAUCACUAUCCAGUCUUUUCACCUCCGUUCUCGCGUCGCUGCAGCCCACCUACUACAACCGCCUGUCCGACAUGGUCGCGCACUACGGCGAUACGUCUUUGAGGGAACUCAUCAUCGUCUUCAAAGCCACGGAGGACUUUGCCGUCAAAGUCGAGAAGGUCUUCGAGAAGAUCCGCUAUACCCCCACCCCCGAUGCGUCACCGGAUCCUACGAACCCUACGAGCUCUCCGCCUCCAACCAGGUCCAACUCCGGCGUGCAUCGACGACGCUCCAGCCGCAUGUCUAUAUCGUGGAGGCCAGGUGCCAAAGCUCCUGCGAGCUUGGGUCUCGCGAAGGUCAUGACUGCGGAAGACCUUGACUGGGAUCAGGAGCUCUUCCAGCCGUUUCUGCAAUUCCAGACAGAGUAUGGGUCGCUUGAACGGCGAAUGCUCGACCAAGCUCUACGCACACUCAUCACCAGCGAACCUACGCACGAGGAGAAGGAUCAGGCGCGUCUGCUACGAGAGCGAUCCGUCGAUGUGCUGAGCGUGGCGGAGGAGAGCGUCGACCGGUGCACUAGCUUCACCUAUGGGUACGGUGCUACCGGACUCGUGCAAGCGCUCGAUGGCUACUUCCAGGCCUUCAUCGACAUGUGGACCGCCAACGUCGAGAACGACACUGCGAAGACACGGUCUGUGGAGACUACCGUGUCUGAAAGCGAUCUCGCAGAUCUGGACUACUCGCAGGACGACUGGAAUUACUUUCAAACCAUACUGCAUCUCCUAUCGUCGACUCGAGCCUUGUCAGAACGGUUAACGGCCUUCGAGGUAAAGCUGCGCUCCCAGUUGGUGCAGAUCGCGACGAAGUUCCGGCGGGCUCGAGAGGACCCGGUGAACUUCCCGUUGACUUCGAUCAAAGGGGAAGCGCAGCUGCUGGAACAAUCGACGCUGAACUCGGCAGAGCUGCGUGCGCUACUGGAACGUGUCGACCCCGAAAGCAGUCAUGAUCACCUACAGCCGCCACCGACACCUGGUUUCCGCCAAGCACCCCUAACCGCAGGGCCAGCGCCGCUCCUCGUAGAAGCGCGAGCUUCGGUCGCCUCGUUAGCGCGCGCAUGCCAGACGGCGCUGCAGAGCACCAUCUUGUCCCCACUACAGAAGCACUUGGCAGCGUACGCAGCAUCUUCUCUCUGGAGUGCCCCUGGAGAUCCCAAGGCUCCCCAGACCGUUACCGGGACUGACCUCCAGCUCCCGACGUUCUCAACCUCCCCGAGCGAUACCAUCCAGCGCGUAGCCGAGGGCAUGCUCAACCUCCCGCGGCUCUUCGAAGUCCACGCCGAUGACGACGCGCUGUCCUUUUCUCUCGCCACGCUCCCCAACCUCGACGUAGAGAUGCUGAAGAGCCUCGUUGAGACGCCAGCCGCCUCAGAGCCUCCCUCGUCCCAUAUGCGUCGAGCCUCUGUCGCCACGCCGCCGAAGCCACCUACCUUGGACCCCGAGGCUGUCUCUUCGGCGUGGCUCGCCUCUCUUGGGCAGACCCUUGCCGCAUACCUCACCGCAGACGUGCUGCCCAGGAUCACGAGGCUGACGCCUGCCGGCGCGGCGCAGCUCGUGUCGGACCUGGAGUACCUCUCGAACAUCCUCCGCGCGCUAAACGCAGCGUCGGAUGAGCUGGAACGGUGGAAGCAGUACGUGGCGAUGGAUAAUACGCAGGGGCAGAAGAAGCUGGCCGAGGACGCGCUGGACGAUGUGUUCCAAGCCGUGGCGAAGAUGCGGGGUUGGAGGUGACCGACAUGCUUUGGACCGCCUGACUUGCAGUCUUGCACGUCUUACAUGUAUAUAUAUCAAGCGCCUCGCCGCGAUGCGUAUGCAGGGAAAUUCCACUUUGCGGGCGAUACCACAGAGUCUAGGCAUCAAAGCAGAAAUGAGACGAAGAUGCGCUUUAUCGGAUGCCAAUUCGGACGUGCGAGUGCCUCAUCUCGUCAUAGAAGCAACGGUCAUGCACUGAAAGUACUGCACGCCCAGGGGAAUGCACUGCCUGUGAGCUUCAGCAGCAAGGAUGUUCAUGAUCGUUCUUCGCGGGCUGGUUCCGUCUACAUACGCAAUCGCGCUUCGUGAUAACGGAGUUUAGGAGCGUUCUUUAUUAGUCUGGAAUGAAUUGCGUGGCCGG
Schizophyllum commune H4-8 is the source of this 3057-nucleotide messenger RNA. RefSeq lists its product as uncharacterized. Lineage: Eukaryota; Fungi; Basidiomycota; Agaricomycetes; Agaricales; Schizophyllaceae. Gene Ontology annotation, biological process: Golgi organization; retrograde vesicle-mediated transport, Golgi to endoplasmic reticulum; intracellular protein transport. The record is from RefSeq and is a predicted model, not a curated record. Gene Ontology annotation, cellular component: COG complex. The transcript has 2 exons. Bases 18 to 2675 code for a protein of 885 amino acids.